This is a messenger RNA of Bombina bombina (fire-bellied toad), 1596 nucleotides long. It is a transcript of the gene MLST8, whose product is annotated as MTOR associated protein, LST8 homolog. Gene Ontology annotation, biological process: TOR signaling; regulation of actin cytoskeleton organization. The record is from RefSeq and is a predicted model, not a curated record. The coding region runs from base 155 to 1243 and encodes 362 amino acids. The transcript has 9 exons. Gene Ontology annotation, molecular function: protein binding. Gene Ontology annotation, cellular component: TORC2 complex; TORC1 complex. Lineage: Eukaryota; Metazoa; Chordata; Amphibia; Anura; Bombinatoridae.
AUUUAUUAGCUGGCAAUGCCUCUACGUCACUGUGGUUACUACACGUAAAACUGCAGCUAGGGAUAAGGAACAUCGUGCACCCACUGGCAUUACGCCGCUUUCUUACAGCCAGGGACUUUACUGGGGCUCUUGUAGGAGCCAGACAUACAGUUAUAUGUCAGGUUCAGUUUAUGUGUAUGGGGUUUGUCUGUAUCACGUGUCAGUGGGUGAAGUGCACAGGAGCUGCCAACUGACUUGUUUCUGUAGAAUUAUAUGCACCAUGAUGAACUCCUCACAAGGCACAGUAGGCAGUGAUCCUGUCAUCCUUGCCACAGCCGGAUAUGACCACACUGUGCGCUUCUGGCAAGCUCACAGCGGCAUCUGUACUCGCACUGUUCAGCACCAAGACUCUCAAGUAAAUGCGCUUGAGGUAACCCCAGAUCGAAGCAUGAUCGCGGCUGCAGGCUAUCAGCACAUCCGUAUGUACGAUCUAAAUUCCAACAACCCCAACCCUGUUAUUAAUUAUGAUGGCGUAAGCAAAAACAUCACCUCCGUGGGAUUUCAUGAGGAUGGGCGCUGGAUGUAUACAGGCGGUGAGGACUGCAUGGCUAGGAUAUGGGAUCUCAGGUCCCGAAACCUCCAAUGUCAGAGGAUCUUCCAGGUGAAUGCUCCGAUCAAUUGCGUCUUUCUACAUCCUAAUCAGGCAGAGCUGAUUGUUGGUGACCAAAGUGGAGCAAUUCACAUCUGGGAUUUGAAAACUGAUCAGAACGAGCAGCUUAUUCCAGAGGCUGAUGCGUCUGUUAAUUCUGUCCAUAUCGACCCUGAUGCCAGCUACAUGGCGGCUGUUAACAGCUCGGGGAACUGCUUUGUGUGGAACCUGACAGGGGGCCUUGGAGAUGACUUAACUCAACUCAUCCCCAAAACCAAAAUACCAUCUCAUAAACGCUGCGCUCUGAAAUGUAAAUUCAGCCCGGAUUCCACGCUACUGGCCACAUGCUCUGCUGAUCAGACCUGCAAGAUCUGGAGAACUUCCAACUUCUCUCUGAUGACAGAACUGAGUAUUAAGAGCAAUAACCCGGGAGAGACAUCUCGGGGCUGGAUGUGGGACUGCGCAUUUUCUGGUGACUCUCAGUACAUUGUCACAGCAUCCUCGGAUAACCUGGCGCGGCUCUGGUGUGUUGAGACUGGCGAGAUUAAACGGGAGUACAGCGGGCAUCAGAAGGCAGUGGUGUGCCUGGCUUUUAAUGAUAGUGUAUUGGGGUAAUUAUGCCUACUUGGGCAUCACAGAACUUUUAUUGGACCCAAGGUCAAAAUGAUUGUACCAUUGAAGGUGCUUGCACAACAUCUGGUUACCAGAAAAGCGAGCUCUGCAGUUGGACAUGGCUUGUGAUGGCACAUCUUUAUUACCAGAUAAUUUAACAGUGAAUCCAUUUUAUGGCCAUUGGGAGGGCCUUCCUUAUAAUCCAGACGUGGAAGAGAAAAAUGUGAAUACAACACAGUUAUAGAUGCCACUGCAGUUCUUUACAACAAAGUUGUUUAUUGUAUGCUGCAGGGGCACCUUUGUACUCGUUAACAUAUAUUCAAAUUGUGUAAAUAAAACGGGUGAUUUGACCAUUU